AGAAACCAAAAAAGGAAAAUAAAAAUAAAAAUGAAAGUGUGAUUACCAAAAUCUAGUCUAAGAGUAUAACAGACCAAUAGUUACAAAGCUGCCAUUUGUCAUUCACUCUGCUACUUCCUUCUUUCUCUGCUAAGGUUCUGUGGGUAUCCGAAAUCUUGGUUUUUAACGAAAUCAUUGAAGGUGAAUUACCUCGCCUAAAAGUUUAGCUGGUUAUUUGUUCAAUACGUGGAAACAACCUCUUUGCAUAAAUCCAAAGGGAAGGCUGCAGAUAAUAUUUUCCCACCCUUCUACCCUUUGGACCAUUUCAGCUUAACCCCAUUAAAAUGGCGCGACACCCCUUUGAGGGCUUGGAAAUUAUGUAUGAAGCUCAACGUUUACCAAGAGAGAGUGCACACCAUUUCAAAAGGAAGAUUAGAGAAAUGACGAGUAUCGAUGAAGAUUAUGCACAUUUUUUGAUGCUUUCCCUUGACUAUCAUAAAGAGUCCACAAAUGAAGGUGGAAAUGAAGGUCCCGCUGUUGCUAGAGAUAAGCUUAAUCACGGCGAGUAUGAGGACAGAGACGAGGAUGAGGUUGAUCCAGAUUACGAGGAGUUUUUGGCUAAUGCUGAAAAAUAUGGGAACUCAUAUUUGGCUAAAAGUGGUCAGAGUUUUGAAUGCAAGACUGCUGAAGAUGAUCUUCGAGUAAUCGUCGGUGAUAAUUGUACAUUUGGAAAGGAAGGAAGCUCUAUUCUCAUGGAUGCUUCUUCAGCAAAACAAUUGGAAAAUGUUGAGGAUAUCUGCCCACUUCAAACUGUAGUUUCUGAUUUUGAGUGGAAUGUCAAAGCUCUUCUUGAGAGGCCUUACGAUCAGAAGGAAUAUAUAGGAUUGUGGAAACUUGUCAAAAGUAGAACGCCUUCUCACUUGCGUAAUGGGAAAGUUUACACGACAAGGCGGUUGGGGAAAUCAUAUUUGGAUCAUUAUAAAGACCUCCAUGAAAACUUAAAGAAGUUGACAACAACAACCGAAAGAAGCUAAACAUCUUGCGCGGCUUCUUCUUUUGGUUACAGAAUCUCCCGCAGGAAGGAGCCUUCAAGCCUUGGACCAACCCGGAGUGGCUCUCAUUGGUGGAUAAAUCCAGUGGAUAAACCGAGUGGAUUAUCUUGCUAUUGUUUCUUUCUUUAUUUUUUGGCUAAGAACAUUGUAGUACUCUUCUGGAAGAUUUCACCCCUUGCACCCUGAUUUGAACCCCCGGAAAUUUUGUUACAUUAAACUGGCUGUUGUUGAUU
Messenger RNA from Lycium ferocissimum, 1264 nucleotides. RefSeq lists its product as uncharacterized. The record is from RefSeq and is a predicted model, not a curated record. Bases 324 to 1013 code for a protein of 229 amino acids. NCBI's taxonomy places the organism in Eukaryota, Viridiplantae, Streptophyta, Magnoliopsida, Solanales, Solanaceae. The transcript has 7 exons.